This is a messenger RNA of Schistosoma haematobium, 2583 nucleotides long. RefSeq lists its product as uncharacterized. Bases 264 to 1571 code for a protein of 435 amino acids. Gene Ontology annotation, cellular component: cytoplasm. Gene Ontology annotation, biological process: glycosylceramide catabolic process; oligosaccharide metabolic process; glycoside catabolic process. The record is from RefSeq and is a predicted model, not a curated record. Gene Ontology annotation, molecular function: alpha-galactosidase activity. The transcript has 4 exons. Lineage: Eukaryota; Metazoa; Platyhelminthes; Trematoda; Strigeidida; Schistosomatidae.
CGCUUUAUUUGUUCAUAUUAGAAUAGAAUUAGUUCAGUCACCCAAAUCACAUUAUUGAUUCAUGAUCUAUGAUCAAUAGAAUGAAAAUUGUUUUCAUUCUAUUUCAUGUAACUAAUCCGCUAGAUAACUAGUUCAAUUGGCAAAUUAACGAAUAGUUUGAUAUGACUGAUUGAACCAAUUACCAUGUCAUACGGAAUAAAUCAGAUAUAUAUACAUAUAUAAGUGUGUGUUCAUAGUUUAGCUAACUGGAUAAUUCAAGUAGAAUGUAUCACAUUUUAACGAUAGUUUUGGAAGUGUUCAUUCUCACUGCCUCAUGUGUAUUGUGUUUGGAUAAUGGAAUGGCAACACUACCACCAAUGGGUUGGAUGACAUGGCAACGAUUUCGAUGUCAAAUUGAUUGUCACAACUACCCAGAUGAUUGUAUUAGUGAAAAGUUGAUUAAACGUACUGCUAACAGACUAGUAUUAGAUGGUUGGAGAGAUUUAGGUUAUCGUUAUGUAAUAAUAGAUGAUUGUUGGCCAGAAUGGAAACGGGAUUCGAAGACAAAUGAAAUAGUUGCAGAUUAUAAACGAUUUCCCAAUGGCAUUAAAAGUGUUGGACAAUACUUACAUUCUAAACAUCUACUAUUUGGCAUAUAUCUCGAUUAUGGAACUCAAACAUGUGAAGGUUAUCCAGGAAGUAUGAAUUAUUUGGAGGUGGAUGCCGAUAGUGUGGCUAAGUGGGAAGCAGAUUAUGUGAAGAUGGAUGGAUGUAACAGUCCGCAAGAAAGUAUGCCAGAGGGCUAUGGAAAGUUUUCCAGAUUAUUGAAUGCAACUGGCAGACCAAUAGUGUUCUCAUGCAGUUAUCCUGCUUACAUUCCUUGGAUGAAAAAUACUAGUUUGAUUGACUGGAAGAAACUGAAGAACAAUUGUAACUUGUGGCGUAUGCUGGGCGACGUUCAAGAUAGUUGGUCAUCGGUUAUCAGUAUUAUAAACGCAUAUAAACUCCAAAAUGAUGUGUUACCGAAGUUGGCUGGUCCAGGACAUUGGAAUGAUCCUGAUAUGUUGUUGAUGGGAAACUUCGGUCUUUCAGAUGAUCAGAAACGAGUUCAAAUGGGUAUGUGGUGUAUGUUUGCUGCUCCACUAUUGAUCUCAGCUGACAUGGAAAAGUUAGAUAAUUUCAGUGUAUCUCUGUUACGUAAUGCACGUUUAUUGGCUAUAGAUCAGGAUAAAGGUGGACAUCAGGCGGAAUUCAUCAGAUCACGAAAUGAUGUACAGAUGUGGAUGAGACAAUUAGAUGGAGAUCCAAUUGGUUGGGCAAUCGCUUUUCUUUACACAACUGAUGGUGGUGGACCAAUUCACUUUUACACAAGUCUUGGUGAAUUCAAAUCACGAUCGUAUAGGAUAUCUGGAGAUCAGUUUGAAUUAUUGGAUGUGUUCAAUGGUGAUAAAUUGAAAGUGAUUCAACGAAGAGAGAAGUUUAUGAUUUCCAUCAAUCCAAAUGGGAUAAUGAUGUAUCGAGUUAAACGUAUUCAAUUAGAGACUGUUUCUGAAGAAAUUGAUGGACCGUUUCAGACAUUGUUAUCGCCUUAAGAAAUCCACUUCAUUGCUUCAAUAUCAUAUAAACUGAACAGUUCUUAAUUGAGAUAACUAUUUUAAUACAUGGUGUUUUAGAAGUCAAUCCAUUCGGUCACUUAUCCCAUUAGUGUGAUGUGAUUUUAUUUCGGUUGAAGCACUUGCUACGAUGCAAAAUACUAUCGAUAUUUUAGUAAUGUUGUGAAGUAAUCCCUGAAAUUAUUGGAAGUAGUCAGUGACGCACGGAUUUAUUGAUUGAUCUUACAUGAAUGAAAAUGAUAAUGAGCCAGUAGUAUAUGAAUGAACGAAAACCUGAUGUUAUAUUCGAUGAGUAGUGAAUUCAAUGAGACCACUAUUGAUAAACGUAUUCUUGCUCAUCUCAUCAAGUGUUCUUUUGUUCAUGACUUCUUUUUUGUUUUUAAGUUUAUUCAGACGUGAGGUACUGCUCCAUGUCGACCUCUCCUUUAAAAUGUUAAGGAAUACUAAGUGACUGGAUUUCAGUCAAUAUUAUACCGCGGUGUAUUCUGUCUACUGUUUUAGGUACAUAGAGUGAAUAUAUAUUGAGUUGUAUGGUUAGUUACAUUGAGAACACAUGACUUUGUAGCACAAAUUUGAAGAGUUGUUCAACAUAACUUUGUGUUGUGAAAAGAAUCCAUGUAGCGUCACCUUAUUUUAAACAGAGGUUAAAUCAUAUGUGUUGAUUUGGACUCUUCUUAGUGUUAGUCAUAGUCGGUAUUCGUAACCGCUUAUUUAUAUAUCGGUUGUGAAAUGAUCGGAUAUGAAAAAACUUUCAUUAACUCGAAUGUUUCUCCAAGACUAUCUUGAUAUGAAAUUCUGAUUAUAUUUUGAAAUUACUGUAUUGGCACAAACAAAACUGACUUCAUCUUGUUUUCAACAAUUAUCAGUGAUGACCAACUUUGUUUGCCCAAUCAGUAAAUAAAUGUAGUGAAUGUUGAAACUACUUGAAUGAAGUAUGUAGGUUCGUGGGUUGUUGUUGCUAUCUACGUCACAGAAGUGUCAUUUCACUCAU